AUGUCCAUAUUGUCCACGAGUCGGGCAUUCCUCUGCCAUCCUCGGCUAUUGAGACCAGUCUCCCUCCUACGGAUACUCUCAUCGAAUACACCCCAAUGUCGCAGACUCACCCAAACACUCCAACUGGGCGACUCCAACCCAAUUUACUAUCCGCGUCCCAUCUCUUACGCAUUUGACCCAGCCACACCAGCAAACCAGUCUGAUCCAAUACCCCAAACAUUCUCAUUUCUACACUCGCCAAACCUUACGCAAACUUCAGAGUACCAACAUUCUAUACGCCUAAACCCACAAGAUCUAAAAGUCCCUUGGCCAACCUCACUCCCAUGCGCUCUCCAAUCCCAAUACUGGCGCGAAGCAGAAGACGCGGCAAGCGAUUUCUUACAGACCCUCUUUGCAUCCAAUAACAACCCGAAGGGAGAUAAAUACCUCACCGCCGUGACAGACGCAGUGGUAUCCUAUGCAAUCAACCUCAUCCCACUCUGCGGUCUAGCCAGAAUCAAACUUCUGUCCAGAACCUUCGUUCUAGCCUUUUUGCACGACGAUGCAGUGGAUGCGGGGAAUGUCAGCGACAACAAUGUCUUGAUCCCUAUCGAAAGGAAUAGCCCAACACCUCACAAAGCAUUCGACAUCCUCUCAGAGGAGAUCCUCGCUGCAGACCCCAUCAACGGGGCUAUUCUGGUCGAAGACAUUCUAUCAUGGGGCUCUACGUCCCGGAAUCACCAGCAGGGUCCAACACAUUUCAAUUCGCUGGAUGAGUAUAUCGCCUACGGAUUAGAGGAUUUCGGAGCGACGCUUAUUCUCCGUUGCGUGGAGUUUUCUAUCACUACUCCUUGUUCAUCUUCCUCGCCGACAGAUCUUCAAAGCGUCAGCUACUUGAAGUCCCUCUGCGCGAAGCAUUUGCUCCUUACAAACGAUCUGUACUCCUAUGCCAAGGAAGUAGCCAGCGGAGAUGCAGGUCUCAAUGCAGUCCGAGUCGUGCAGGAUCUCAUGGGCGUUUCUGACUCCUCGGCGAAAAUGAUGAUCCGAUUUAUGCUGCGGGAUUUAGAGAGACAGAUGGAUGAGGAGUAUACUCGACUGCUCACGAGUAGCAGUAUGAAUGUGAACGAGGUGCAACUGAAACACGCGCGAGCAAUGAUCAUCGCUGUAGCAGGAAACAUGUUUUUCUCGGCGACAUGUGAUCGGCAAUAUACUUUACAACUAUCAAUGACGAUUCCAUCUCAUACAGGCGCGACAGGACGCGACUCUCGACAACCUCAUAUUUACGACAACAUUAACAAUUACCGAAUUCCUGGGUUAUCAUCUUCUUGCUUAAUGUAUGCACGAAGUGAUUUCUCCAUGCAAGCAAAAAGUGGUAUUAAACCCCAGCCACGACAAGUCCCUCUGAGGCCCUAA
Molecule: messenger RNA, 1392 nt
Organism: Aspergillus niger
Lineage: Eukaryota; Fungi; Ascomycota; Eurotiomycetes; Eurotiales; Aspergillaceae
Exons: 3
Coding region: 1-1392 (463 amino acids)
Source: RefSeq, a predicted model, not a curated record